This is a messenger RNA of Lycium barbarum (goji berry), 444 nucleotides long. RefSeq names its product protein BOLA1, chloroplastic. The coding region runs from base 47 to 346 and encodes 99 amino acids. NCBI's taxonomy places the organism in Eukaryota, Viridiplantae, Streptophyta, Magnoliopsida, Solanales, Solanaceae. The transcript has a single exon. The record is from RefSeq and is a predicted model, not a curated record.
UAUAUAUAGUCGAGACGAGAAGAGAGAGGAAAGUAGGGUUAUCGCCAUGGCUUCACGAGGUGUGCUAUCGAGAGCAGCUAGGAUGAAGACGAGGUUACAAUCAGCACUUGAAGCAACCUUAAUCGAAGUCGAAGACGUGUCUCACCAACACGCCGGUCAUGCAGCCGUCAGGGAAACCGGUACAAAUGAGACCCAUUUCAAUGUCAAGAUUGUGUCAGGCAAAUUUGAUGGGCAGAAUCUUGUAAAACGACACCGUAUGGUGUAUGAGCUCUUGUCUGAUGAACUACAAUCUGGGUUACACGCUCUUUCUAUUGUCGCUAAGACACCCAAAGAAGCUGGAAUGUGACUGAUUGAUUUGGUUGUAACUGUAGAAUCUUCCUUUACUUUUGUUGAUUUAAGUACCAUUUGUACGAUUGAUGUAAUAACAGGAGGAUCUUUUUUGGA